Messenger RNA from Notothenia coriiceps (black rockcod), 1719 nucleotides. RefSeq names its product abhydrolase domain containing 17A, depalmitoylase. The transcript has 6 exons. The record is from RefSeq and is a predicted model, not a curated record. Gene Ontology annotation, biological process: protein depalmitoylation; regulation of postsynapse organization. Bases 742 to 1719 code for a protein of 325 amino acids. Gene Ontology annotation, molecular function: palmitoyl-(protein) hydrolase activity. Lineage: Eukaryota; Metazoa; Chordata; Actinopteri; Perciformes; Nototheniidae. Gene Ontology annotation, cellular component: endosome membrane; plasma membrane.
AAACGGCAGAAGAAGGAAAACACCGCACGUAGCCUCUUGGAUUAAUUUAAAUGACAAGACGCCAUCCAUAAAUUCAGAGGAGACACAAGCACCGGCCAGAAUGGAUUCUUACAGACCGAAACUCUCGUCGGAAACGGUGUUUUAACGAUGUUUUCACGUCUAAGUGUCCUCGAAUAAGCGUUGUUUUUUUUUUACUCGGUAGCCGUGUUUGUGUCUUGUUGCUAGCUUAAACCGCCGUAGCGUUAGCUGUUAGGCGAAGACAAACAGCUUAUCUGUCCUGUAAAAGAACACUUGCUGUUAUUCUUGAGUUAUAUGUCUCUUUUGUGCAGGGAAAAGUUGAGCUGUGUGUGUUUUUAGUCCUUGAAAAGCUUCCAGGAUUAGUUUUAGUCACUCUGAAAGGCGUAUUGGAAACUGUAGCUCGUCCUUACUGGCAAAAACAAGUAGAAAAGUUAUAUUUUUAUAUCCACGGCACGUUUGGGAAACACUGCAUUUGGAUACACUCGUUAACAUCUAAACAAGUGGAUACAAUGGGUGCGAUCUGGACUUCAGUCACCAGUAAACCCAACCCAGCAGAUACUUUGUAAAUAACACUUCCCUGUCAGCUGGCAGACUAUGGUAUUGUUCCUUCUGCUGACAGAGCACUUUACAGUAUCCUGUGUUUGAGUUUCUCUGAAGUGGAGGAUACCUUCCUUUUAUUUUUGACUUUAUCGCACACUAAGAUCUUCAGAUCAACAGUGAAGGAUGAACGGCCUGUCUCUCAGCGAGCUCUGCUGCCUGUUCUGCUGCCCGCCCUGCCCCGGCCGCAUCGCAGCCAAGCUGGCCUUCCUGCCCCCUGAGGCCACCUACGCCUUCCUGCCGGACCCCGAGGCAGGUCCAGCAACACCGGGGGUCGCAGGUACCCCCAGCCUGCGGGUGAGGAGCGGGGCGACAGUGGCUGGAGGCGGAGGGGCUGUAGAGGGGAAAUGGAAGCUCCACCUGACUGAGCGAGCAGAGUUCCAGUACUCACAGAGAGAGAUGGACAUGACGGAGGUGUUCCUCACUCGAUCCAGCAGGGGGAACAAAGUCGGCUGCAUGUACAUCCGCUGUGCUCCUAAUGCCAGAUUUACAGUGCUCUUCUCCCACGGUAACGCGGUGGACCUGGGCCAGAUGAGCAGCUUCUACAUCGGCCUCGGCACUCGCAUCAACUGCAACAUCUUUUCCUACGACUACUCAGGCUACGGUGUGAGCACUGGGAAGCCCUCUGAGAAGAACCUCUACGCAGACAUCGACGCUGCCUGGCACGCCCUGCGCACACGGUUUGGCAUCUGCCCAGAGAACAUCAUCCUGUACGGUCAGAGCAUUGGAACAGUCCCCACUGUGGACCUGGCAUCCCGGUAUGAGUGUGCUGCCGUGGUUCUGCACUCCCCUCUCACAUCUGGCAUGAGAGUGGCCUUCCCCGACACGAAGAAAACGUACUGCUUCGAUGCGUUCCCCAACAUUGAAAAAGUGUCCAAAAUCACGUCCCCGGUGCUCAUCAUCCACGGGACGGAGGACGAGGUCAUCGACUUCUCCCACGGCCUGGCUCUGUUCGAGCGCUGCCCCAAAGCGGUGGAGCCUCUGUGGGUGGAGGGGGCGGGACACAACGACAUCGAGCUGUACAGCCAGUAUCUGGAGCGCCUGCGCCGCUUCAUCGGACAGGAGCUGGCAGACUGCCUUCACACACACAUCCUGGUUCUGUGA